CAUUUGGAAAUUCUAAGCUAGUUGAUCAUGAUUAUUACAGGCCUAGAAUCUAUAAGACCAAUGUGGCAAUAUGUCUGGAUUGUACGAAGCUUAUUCAUGUUGAUAAUGUAAAACUAACAAAGACAUUUCAUAAUGCUAGAAGUAGAUACGUUAAAAUUAUCAAGCCUAAGGAUUUGAUACAGAAACAUUGGGAUCACAAGU
Diversispora eburnea is the source of this 201-nucleotide messenger RNA. The record is from the annotation of a GenBank genome assembly. Lineage: Eukaryota; Fungi; Glomeromycota; Glomeromycetes; Diversisporales; Diversisporaceae.